AUGUUUAGUAAUGAUAAUGAUGCAGUAGCAGUUGAUAUUACUUGUUUUAAAGUUUCCACGGUGACACAUUUUGAAAGAUUCCAUGGUGAACUAACUUUAUUUCUACCAGUAUUAAACUGAAAUGAAAAGAUAUAAAAAUAGUGAUCAUUAGAAAGCUCCUCUAUAAAUUUAGGCGAAUAUGUUCAGUUAUCACGCUGUAUAUUUCUAUUUUAUUCACACAUGUAUUACUGCUUCUUUAAACUUUCCAUAAACGCAUUCGUUAACUAGUAACAACAGUAGAACUAACGAAUAUAUCAGAGGAAGCUUUCAGACUUUAGCUUCAUGAUCCACGCUUCAUCCUUUGUUGUCUUAUUUUAUCAGGAUACGCCUAUCUCUGGUUAGAUGAUAGGGACAUGGUGAUGCAACAGUUUCUCGAGUAUAGCCGACAAUUGACGGUGGAGGAAAUGGAGAUGGUGGCCGUGCAGGAUCCCAAGGGGCCGACACGGUCACCGCCGAAAAUGGAGCAAUUCCGCGAGCAAAUCGACCUUUACGAGGGCCUCUAUCUCGAGAUCGAGGAAAUGGAACCGUCGAAAGUGUUUUGUGGCUGGUUCAGGGUAGACCUCAAACCCUUCAGACAGUCGGUGCUGAACAUGGUCUGCAAAUGGUCGAGCAUGUUCAAGAGACAUCUGGUCGAUCGCGUUACCAGCAGCCUCUCGGAUUUGGGAUCGUUUAUAAGACGAGCGGACGAGGGUUUGCUUCAACCGAUACAGCCAGGAGACUACGCUGGAUUGGUUAGCGUGAUGGGUUAUCUGUUGCAAGUGAAAGAGAGGCAACCAACUACAGACGAAAUGUUCCAGCCACUAGAAGAGACGAUCGAACUGCUAAAAUUUUAUGAUCAAGAUAUUCCAGAGGAAGUGAAUGUUCUCCUUCAAGCAUUGCCCGAACAAUGGGCUAAUACGAAGAAAUUGGCCUUUAUGGUUAAACAGCAAGUGGCACCUUUGCAAGCAGGCGAAGUGUCCAGGAUAAGAGGACGAAUCUCCGCGUUCGAUACAACAAUAACUCACUAUCGCGAAGCUUUCCGACGAUAUAAUUUCUUCAAAUACGACUGUCAGAAUCCUUACGAGCUGCUAGAUGAGGGACACAAGGAGAUCCUGAUGUUAGAACGUCAAAUGAAAGACAUCCAAGAGUCUGCGUCGUUAUUCGAGGUUAUCGUGCCAGAGUUCAAAGUGUUGAAACAAUGUAGAAGAGAGUUGAAGAUGUUGAAACAACUUUGGGACUACGUGAAUAUCGUUAGAAGCUGUAUCGAAGGAUGGAAGACCACGCCAUGGAGAAAAAUUGACGUGGAGAACAUGGACAUCGAGUGCAAGAAGUUCGCCAAGGAGAUACGAGCUCUGGACAAGGAAAUGAGAUCGUGGGACACUUACGUGUCACUGGAGGCGACCGUGAAGAAUAUGUUAACAUCCUUGAGGGCUGUAGCUGAGCUUCAGAAUCCAGCCAUAAGGGAAAGACACUGGAGGCAAUUGAUGAACAGCACCAAGGUACCAGCGGAGGUUAAAAAACGAAGGAUAGGUUUACGAAAAGUGUUGAAAGCGAAAAUUAGGGUAUUUUUGGGGAGGUACACGAAGGUGUUUAGAGCUAGUUGCACCGCUGUAUAUAAGCUAUCGGUGUUACAGAAGCUGGGCGACAUGACUCCAGAAAUGACCGUACAAUUCGUCAUGGACGAGUCUACCACGUUGGCCGAUCUUCUGGAGUUGAAUCUUCACGAGUGCGAGGAAGAAGUGAAGAACAUCGUCGACAAAGCGGUGAAGGAAAUGUCUAUGGAAAAGUACAUGAGAGAACUGAACGCCACCUGGUCGAAAAUGGAGUUCGAGAAAGAAAUUCACGCCAGAACUGGCGCUACCUUAAUAAGAGCUAGCGAAGAAUUGAUCGAAACCUUGGAAGAGAACCAGGUUCAGCUGCAGAAUCUCAUCACUUCGAAAUUCAUCGCCCAUUUCCUCGAAGAGGUAUCCAGCUGGCAACGGAAGCUGAGCAUCGCGGAUCAAGUGACGACGAUCUGGUUCGAGGUGCAACGAACGUGGAUGCACCUCGAGAGUAUCUUCACGUCCUCGGAAGAUAUAAGAAGACAAUUGCCAGUGGACGCGGAGAGGUUCGAUCGAAUCGACAAACAGUUCAAGGAAAUGACGGAGGAACUAGCGAAAACGCCGAACGUUGUAGAAGCGACGAACAGAGAAGGGCUCGUGUCCUCGCUCGAUAUCCUGCAGAAGGAAUUGGUCCUCUGCGAGAAAGCCUUGGCAGAAUAUUUGGAAACGAAGCGUCUCGCGUUCCCGAGAUUCUACUUUGUUUCGUCCAGCGAUCUGUUGGAUAUUUUGUCGAAUGGAAAUCAACCGGAGGUCGUGGCCAAGCAUCUGACGAAACUGUUCGACUCUAUGGCCCGAUUGAAAUUCGAUGACGCGGCUGCUGCCUCGCCAAGACGCGUAUUGGGUAUGUUCGCGAAAGACGGGGAGUACGUGGAAUUCGCGAACUGCGAGAUGAGCUGCGAGGGGGCGGUGGAAGCGUGGUUGAAUCGUUUGCAGCAAGUGAUGAGAAUCACAAUAAGACACUAUUUCAGCGAGGCUGUAGUGACGUACGAGGAGAAGCCUCGAGAACAAUGGUUGUUCGACUAUCCGGCGCAGGUCUCCCUCUGCGGGACGCAAAUUUGGUGGACGACCGAGGUGAACAUCGCGUUCGCCAGGUUGGAGGAGGGUUAUGACAAUUCGUUGAAAGAUUACCUGAAGAAACAAAUCUCUCAAUUGAGUAUACUGAUCACGUUGCUGAUCGGAGAGCUGACGAAACAGGAGAGGCAAAAGGUGAUGACCAUCUGCACAAUUGACGUACACUCUCGAGACGUAGUGGCGAAGUUAGUGCAAUCCAAGGUGGAGACGUCGCAGGCUUUCCAAUGGCAGAGUCAACUUCGUCAUCGUUGGGACGAGAAGGAGAAGGAUUGCUUUGCUAAUAUUUGCGACGCGCAACUGGUUAUAACACCGUUGACAGACAGAUGUUACAUAACACUGACCCAGUCUCUUCAUUUAAUAAUGGGCGGGGGACCAGCAGGCCCAGCCGGAACCGGAAAAACGGAGACUACCAAAGAUCUCGGCAGAGCUCUUGGCAUAAUGGUCUACGUGUUCAACUGUUCCGAGCAAAUGGACUACAAAUCCUGCGGCAACAUCUACAAGGGAUUAGCUCAGACUGGCGCCUGGGGUUGUUUCGACGAGUUCAACCGGAUCACGGUCGAAGUACUCUCUGUAGUGGCUGUCCAAGUGAAAUCGAUCCAAGACGCCAUUCGGGAUAAGAAAGAGAAGUUUAACUUCAUGGGAGAAAUAAUCGGCUUGACACCAACGGUCGGUAUAUUCAUCACCAUGAAUCCAGGUUACGCGGGACGAACCGAGUUGCCAGAGAAUUUGAAAGCCUUGUUUCGACCUUGUGCAAUGGUGGUCCCCGAUUUUGAGCUCAUCUGCGAGAUUAUGUUAGUUGCGGAGGGAUUCCAGGAUGCGAGAAUCCUAGCCAGAAAGUUCAUCACACUAUACACGCUAUGCAAGGAGCUCUUAUCGAAGCAGGACCAUUACGACUGGGGAUUACGCGCGAUAAAGUCGGUGUUAGUGGUCGCCGGAAGUUUGAAGAGAGGAGACCCGGGCAGACCGGAGGAACAAGUGCUCAUGAGAGCCCUCCGAGACUUCAACAUUCCGAAAGUGAUCUCCGACGAUCUGCCAGUGUUUAUGGGCCUGAUAGCCGACCUGUUCCCCGCGUUGGACGUCCCCAGGAAACGGGACGUUGAAUUCGAGAAGAUGGUGAAACAGGCGGCGGCGGAUUUGAUGCUGCAGCCGGAAGACGGUUUCAUCCUCAAGGUCGUUCAAUUGGAGGAACUGUUGGAGGUACGGCAUUCGGUGUUCAUCGUGGGCGGCGCGGGAUCAGGCAAGACUCAGGUCUGGAAGUCGCUGUUCAGAACGUAUCAGAACAUGAAGAGGAAACCCGUGUACAACGAUUUGAAUCCGAAGGCCGUGACGAACGACGAGCUGUUCGGAAUAAUCAAUCCAGCGACCAGAGAGUGGAAAGACGGCCUGUUCUCGGUGAUAAUGAGGGAACAGGCUAAUCUAGGCGGCGAGAAUCCCAAGUGGAUAGUAUUGGACGGUGACAUCGAUCCCAUGUGGAUCGAGUCUUUGAACACUGUCAUGGACGACAAUAAAGUUCUGACGUUGGCCAGCAACGAGAGGAUAGCUCUGACACCUGCGAUGAGGCUGCUGUUUGAAAUUUCCAAUUUGAGAACCGCCACUCCAGCCACCGUGUCCAGAGCCGGGAUCCUGUAUAUAAAUCCGCAGGAUCUGGGCUGGAAUCCUUACGUCACGAGCUGGGUGGAGAAGAGGACGUCGCCGAUAGAGAAAUCCAAUCUGGUCAUGCUGUUCGACAAGUACAUCCCUCCUUGCUUGGAGACACUGAGAACCAGGUUCAAGAAGAUAACACCGAUCGCCGACAUGGCGCACGUGGAGAUGCUGUGCCAUCUUCUCCACUGUCUUCUGAAGCCGGAGUUAACCGCUAAUGACUUUCUAAAGGAACAUUACGAGCUUUACUUUGUAUUCGCCGGUGUCUGGGCUUUCGGUUCCUCGAUGUUCCAAGACCAACUGGUCGAUUAUCGCGUGGAAUUCAGCAAAUGGUGGGUAAACGAGUUCAAGCAGAUCAGGUUUCCCUCUCAGGGCACGGUGUUCGAUUAUUACAUCGACUCUGAGACGAAGAGCUUCGUUCCAUGGACGCAACGUCUGCCAAAGUUCGAACUGGACCCCGAGAUGCCUCUCCAGGCUGUCCUCGUCUACACAGCCGAGUCUAUUCGAAUCAGAUACUUCCUGGACUUGUUGAUGAUCGAGAAACAUCCGGUGAUGCUGGUCGGAACAGCCGGUUCCGGGAAAACUGUCCUCGUCACGGAGAAACUGCUACAACUGUCUGAAAAUUACACGGUGUCCAACGUCCCUUUCAAUUUCUACACUUCCUCGGAGAUGUUGCAGAAGAUUCUCGAGAAAUCUCUGGAGAAGAAAGCCGGUAGAAAUUACGGGCCGCCUGGGAACAAAACUUUGGUGUAUUUCAUCGACGACAUGAACAUGCCGGAAGUAGAUACUUACGGAACUGUCCAACCGCACACUUUGAUUCGCCAGCACUUGGAUUAUGGCCACUGGUACGAUAGAACGAAGCUGACCCUGAAGGAUAUUCAUAAUUGUCAAUACGUUAGCUGCAUGAAUCCCACGGCUGGAUCGUUCACCAUUAAUCCUAGGCUACAGAGACACUUCUCGGUGUUUGCAGUCAGCUUUCCGAAUAUCGACUCGUUGACCACUAUCUACUCGUUCCCUAGUUCUGUCAUCGAAAUGUGUAACAACAUUGUUCAAGCAUCGAUUCAGUUACAUCAUCGGUGUGCUCAAAUGUUCCUGCCAACAGCGGUGAAAUUCCAUUACAUCUUCAAUCUUCGUGAUUUGUCGAACUGCUUCCAAGGAUUACUAUUCAGUGGGAACGAGUGUCUACAGUCUUCUAUAGAUUUAAUAAGACUAUGGCUCCAUGAGACGCAUCGCGUUUACGGAGACAAACUGAUCGAUGAAAAGGACAUCGAGAGCUUUUCUAAACUACAGCUGGAUAUCUUGAAGAAGAACGUGGAGGAAAUAGACGAAGGCGCCAUUUUGGAGAAACCUAACAUCUACUGUCAUUUCGCAGGAGGAGUCGGAGAGCCAAAGUACAUGGCAGUGAAGGACUGGUCGACGCUGCAUCGAUUACUAUCGGAAGCAAUGGUCAGCUACAACGAUCUGGUAGCCGCGAUGAAUCUGGUGCUGUUCGAGGACGCGAUGAUGCACGUGUGCCGGAUAAACAGGAUCCUGGAGUCGCCCCGAGGCAGCGCGCUUCUCGUCGGCGUUGGUGGUUCUGGCAAACAAAGCUUAUCGCGAUUGGCUGCUUUCAUAAGCUCGCUGGAGGUGUUCCAAAUUCAGUUGAAGAAGGGUUAUGGAAUCGCCGAUCUCAAGUUGGAGCUCGCUGUUCUAUAUAGCAAAUCGGGUCUGAAGAAUCUGGGCAUCGUGUUCCUGAUGACCGACGCCCAAGUGGCGAACGAACAGUUUCUUGUGCUGAUCAACGACAUGCUCGCUUCUGGCGAGGUUCCAGACCUCUUUGCUGAGGACGAAGUGGAGAACAUAAUAGCAGGAGUUCGUAACGAGGUGAAGGGCGCGGGGAUGCUGGAUACACGCGAGAACUGUUGGAAGUUCUUCAUCGACCGGGUCCGCCGCCAGCUCCGGAUAGUUCUCUGCUUCUCGCCGGUCGGGUCCACUUUAAGGAUACGCUCGAGGAAAUUCCCGGCGAUAAUAAAUUGCACGGCGAUAAACUGGUUCCACGAAUGGCCGCAAGAAGCUUUGAUGUCUGUGUCGAAGAGGUUCCUGCAGGAGUUGGACGAACUUCCGGAAAGUUACAGGGAGUCCGCGGCGAAAUUUAUGGCCCACGCUCACACCAGCGUCAACGUGGCCAGCAGGCAUUAUUUGGCCAGCGAGCGUCGAUACAACUACACCACGCCGAAAUCCUUCCUCGAGCAGAUCAGCUUGUACAGCAGGCUGUUGAAAACGAAGGCCAGCGAGCUUCGCGGCCGAGUGGCCAGGCUGGAGAACGGUUUGGAGAAGCUUCGCUCGACCGCGGUGCAGGUGGAUAAGCUGAAGGAGAAACUGGCGACGCAGGAGGUGGAACUGCAACAGAAGAACGACGCGGCCGAUGCUCUGAUCGCGAUCGUCGGCAUCGAGACGGAGAAAGUGCAGAAGGAGAAGGCCAUAGCGGACGAGGAAGAAUCGAAGGUCGCUAUAAUAGCCGAAGAGGUAUCGAAAAAGCAGAAGGACUGCGAGGUGGAUUUGAUGAAGGCCGAGCCAGCCCUCUUGGCCGCCCAAGAGGCCCUGAAUACACUGAACAAGGCGAAUCUCACGGAAUUGAAGUCGUUCGGCUCGCCACCGGGUGCUGUGACGAACGUAACUGCCGCCGUGAUGGUCCUCUUGGCUCCAGCUGGGAAAAUACCCAAGGACAGGAGCUGGAAAGCUGCCAAGAUCAUGAUGGCCAAGGUCGACACGUUCCUCGACUCCCUGAUCAACUACGACAAAGAGAACAUCCACCCGGAGGUGAUAAAGGCGAUACAACCGUAUCUGAAAGACUCGGAAUUCGAGCCAGAAUUCGUGAGAUCGAAAUCAGCGGCAGCUGCGGGCCUCUGCGCCUGGGUGAUCAACAUCAUCAAGUUCUACGAGGUGUUCUGCGACGUGGAGCCAAAGAGGAAAGCGUUGGCUCAGGCGAACGCGGAAUUGGCCGCCGCUCAGGAGAAACUGAGCGUGAUCAAACGGAAAGUUGUCUCGUUGGAGGAGCAAUUGGCCAAGUUGACGGCAGACUUCGAGCAGGCAACGUCCGAGAAGCUCAAGUGUCAACAAGAGGCGGACGCGACCAACGCCACGAUUGCUCUUGCUAACAGGCUCGUUGGCGGUUUGGCCUCGGAAAAUGUACGAUGGGCAGAUUCGGUGGCCAAUUUCAUGCAACAAGCGUCCACGUUACCCGGCGACGUUCUCCUAGUAACGGCGUUCAUAUCCUACGUGGGAUGUUUCACGAAACAGUUCCGCCAGGAUCUGUUACACAAGCAAUGGCUACCAUUCUUGCGUAGCGUGGAACCUACAGUGCCAAUCACCGAUGGGCUAGACCCUUUAUCGUUGUUAACAAACGACACGCAGAUUGCCAAGUGGAACAACGAAGGACUACCAAACGACAGAAUGUCAACGGAGAACGCGACUAUCCUGACGAGCUCGGACCGAUGGCCCUUGAUGAUCGACCCUCAGCUCCAGGGAAUUAAAUGGAUCAAGCAGAAAUAUGGGGAGGAACUUCGCGUGAUUAGGCUAGGGCAGAAGGGUUACUUGGACGUUAUCGAGCAAUGCCUAGCAACCGGGUCGACGGUGCUCGUCGAGAAUAUCGGCGAAACGGUGGAUCCGGUGUUGGAUCCGCUGUUGGGCAGAAACUUGAUUAAGAAGGGUCGCGCGAUCAAGAUCGGCGACAAGGAGGUCGAAUACAAUUCGCUAUUCAGAUUAUUAUUGCACACGAAGCUGGCUAAUCCCCAUUACAAGCCCGAGAUGCAGGCCCAAACUACUCUAAUUAAUUUCACGGUAACGAGGGACGGUUUGGAGGAUCAAUUACUCGCGGAGGUAGUGAAAGCCGAGCGGCCGGAUCUCGAGGAGCUGAAGGCCGAGCUCACCAGACAGCAGAACGAUUUCAAGAUCACGCUCAACAGUUUGGAAGAUUCUCUCUUAUCGAGAUUGUCGUCAGCGGGCAGCAACGUUUUAGGAGAUACGUCGCUGGUGGAGAACCUGGAGACGACGAAGAGGACCGCGGCGGAAAUCGAGUCGAAGGUGACAGAAGCCCGUGGCACAAGUCGCGAAAUCGACGCGGCGAGAGAAUUGUAUCGACCAGCAGCAGCCAGGGCCUCGCUCCUCUACUUCAUCUUGAACGAUCUGAACACCAUCAAUCCAAUCUAUCAAUUUUCCUUGAAAGCUUUCAGCGUGGUGUUCCAAAAAGCCAUCUCGAAGGCCGAUCCCGCCCCGGACGUGUCCGCGAGAGUGAAGAAUCUGAUCGAGUGCAUCACCUACUCGGUGUUCAUGUACACGAGUAGAGGGCUGUUCGAGUGCGACAAACUGAUCUUCGCGUCGCAGAUGGCGUUUCAGAUAUUGCUCGCGAGGAACGAGGUAACUGCCGGAGAGUUGGAUUUCCUCUUGCGAUUCCCCAUCACGCCGCACGUUACCUCGCCUGUCGAUUUUCUUAGUAACACCAGCUGGGGUGGAAUUAGGAGCCUCGCCAGCAGAGAAGAAUUUCGAAAUUUAGAUAGAGACAUAGAGAGCUCGGCGAAGAGAUGGAAAAAGCUGGUGGAAUGCGAGUGCCCGGAGCGGGAGAAAUUCCCACAGGAAUGGAAGAACAAGACGACUAUUCAGCGUCUGUGCAUGCUCAGGGCACUACGCCCCGACAGAAUGACCUAUGCAAUCGCAGCAUUUAUCGAGGAGAAGCUUGGCCCAAGGUACAUCGAGGGUAGGACCGUCGAAUUCGCCAAGUCUUACGAGGAAACCAGCCCUUCUACACCGAUCUUCUUUAUCCUUUCUCCUGGCGUGAAUCCUCUGAAGGAUGUGGAAGACCUGGGUCGUCGUUUGGGUUACACGUUGGAUAAUCAAAAUUUCCACAACGUGUCUCUCGGCCAGGGGCAAGAAUCUGUCGCUGAACAAGCUAUGGACGUGGCUGCGAAGAAUGGACAUUGGGUCGUCCUGCAGAAUAUUCAUUUGGUGAAGAAAUGGUUGCCACUAUUGGAGAAGAAAUUGGAAAUAGCAGCCGAGGGCUCGCAUGAAAAUUAUAGGGUGUUCAUGAGCGCGGAGCCAGCUACCACGCCAGCAGGACACAUCAUCCCUCAGGGAAUCCUCGAGUCGUCUAUUAAGAUUACGAACGAACCACCCACGGGGAUGCAGGCGAAUCUGCACAAAGCAUUGGACAAUUUCACCCAGGAGACGUUGGAGAUGUGCAGCAAGGAGGCAGAGUUCAAGGCCAUUCUAUUUUCCCUUUGUUAUUUCCACGCGGUGGUCGCCGAACGUCGGAAAUUCGGUCCACAAGGCUGGAAUAAAAUCUAUCCCUUCAACGUGGGCGAUCUUCAUAUCAGCGUUAGCGUGUUGUACAAUUAUUUGGAGGCUACGUCCAAGGUGCCUUGGGAGGACUUGAGGUAUCUUUUCGGGGAAAUUAUGUACGGCGGGCAUAUAACUGACGACUGGGACAGAAGGCUUUGCGUCUCCUAUCUCGAGGAAUUAAUGCAACCUGAAUUGGUCGACGGAGAAUUGCAACUAGCGCCAGGGUUCCCAGCACCGCCAAAUACGGAUUUAGUCGGCUAUCACGCCUAUAUAGACGAAGCAAUGCCUCCAGAAUCGCCUUAUUUAUACGGCUUGCAUCCAAAUGCAGAAAUAGGUUUCCUAACUAUGACUGCAGAGAACCUCUUCAAAACUGUCUUCGAAAUGCAACCAAGGGAUGCAGGUAGCUCUGGUGGACAAACAGUAACCAGAGAGGAGAAGGUGAAGCAAAUACUAGACGAAAUAAUGGAGAAACUUCCGGAGGAGUUCAACAUGACAGAAAUAAUGGGCAAAGUGGAGGAGAGGACUCCGUACGUGAUCGUGGCGUUCCAAGAGUGCGAGCGAAUGAAUUAUUUGACCACCGAGAUAAAACGGUCUCUACGUGAACUGGAUUUAGGCCUGAAGGGAGAACUAACGAUCACUUCAGACAUGGAGGACCUGGAGAACGCGUUGUUUCUCGACCAAGUGCCACCUGUUUGGGCCAAAAGAGCUUAUCCAUCUCUCUUAGGACUCGCAGCCUGGUUCGUCGACUUGUUACUGCGAAUCAGAGAAUUGGAGACGUGGUCCACCGACUUUGUCCUGCCACCGUCGGUCUGGUUGGCUGGAUUCUUUAAUCCUCAGUCGUUGCUCACGGCUAUCAUGCAAUCGACAGCUAGGAGGCAGGAGCUUCCGCUUGACAAAAUGUGCUUGCAGUGCGAUGUGACGAAGAAGAACAAGGAGGAGUUCACGUCAGCUCCAAGAGACGGUGCUUAUAUUCAUGGGAUAUUUAUGGAAGGAGCACGAUGGGACGUGCAGUCCGGAGUCAUAAUGGAUUCAAAAGCGAAAGAAUUAUUUCCAGCGAUGCCAGUGAUCAACGUGAGAGCGAUUACGCAGGAUAAACAGGAUCUGAGGAAUAUGUACGAGUGUCCCGUUUAUAAAACAAGAACUCGAGGACCAACCUACGUGUGGACUUUUAAUUUAAAGACGAAAGAUAAGCCAGCAAAAUGGACGCUGGCGGGUGUAGCAUUGUUACUUCAAACUUGAAUAAUAAUAGUACUGAGAUAAUUGUGAUGAAAUGAAUAAAUUAAAUGAAGAAUUAACAUGAGGAUUAAAUUUUCGUAUACCGUUCGACGAAGAACGCAUUAACACUGCAUGAUGCGUUCGGCGAUGUGAAGCGAUAUCAAGCGUGUAUUCAAAACGAGAGAGAGAGUGAUUUUGAAGUCGAAUCGAUUAGUUUCUAUAAUAUAUUUAUAAAUCAUUUGCAGGCCUAUGUCUUUUAGCCUCAGAACAAACUGAUGAAGUUUGA
Molecule: messenger RNA, 11145 nt
Organism: Heterotrigona itama
Lineage: Eukaryota; Metazoa; Arthropoda; Insecta; Hymenoptera; Apidae
Source: the annotation of a GenBank genome assembly